Candidozyma haemuli is the source of this 1242-nucleotide messenger RNA. RefSeq lists its product as uncharacterized. Bases 1 to 1242 code for a protein of 413 amino acids. The transcript has a single exon. Gene Ontology annotation, molecular function: hydrolase activity. The record is from RefSeq and is a predicted model, not a curated record. NCBI's taxonomy places the organism in Eukaryota, Fungi, Ascomycota, Pichiomycetes, Serinales, Metschnikowiaceae.
AUGAAGUUUUUUUUGCUACCGGCUGCGUUGGCAGUGAACAUUCUUAUAACGACGACAGACUCGUGGGUGGCCAAGGGGCCUCGGUACUUGGAGUGGGCUUUGAGGGAAGAGGGCCACGAGGUGAAGGUGGUGGCUUCGUUGAACCCAAACACUGAGGUGCCGCCGCUUGAGCCUGAGUACCAUCAGGACUCGGAGGUGGUUGUGGGUGCUCCAGCUGGGGGUGAUUUCAACCACUUGUUGCCUGCUCACCAGACGUAUCAUAGGAACAUGAGGAAGCUCAAGACGGUGGCUAGAGGCGCCAGAAACACGAUACUGAAGAAAGACGCAGAACGGUUUGACGAGGAGUUUAAGAGCCAGGAGCUUGUCCACGAAGAAGCGUACGGUCAGGACCCGCUUAACCCUAAUUUCUGGUUCGUGGACGGUCUGCCACUCCAGGCGCUUUCUGUGGCCUUUGGCGAGAUCUUGCCUAAGCAUAUUCCAGACUUCCAGCCUGAUUUGGUCAUUGUGGGCCCUAACGAAGGUCUCCACUUGACGUCGGCCAAUACCAACGACGAAGUCGUUGUAGAAGACCUUGAUGAUAUGGAUAACCAGGCCGAAGCGUUGGCUUUGCUUGCACAGCUGAAGAACAUGCCUGUCAUCACUGUUUCCAGCGAAGACCACGACCGUAUUUAUUAUGGCGACGAACGGUACUUCAACGUGGAGGAGAAGAAGUAUGACGACUCUUUCAAAGCCAACCCUGUGGCCAAAAACGUCAAGUACAUCAACCAGAAGGUUGUGGAGCUCGUGGAGGAAGUAGCACCUACUUUGACCUCCUCGCUUCUGCUUAACGUCAACUUCCCAUCCAUGAACCACCAGUACUCCCAGUGCGUGGGCAAGUCAUCCACAGGACCCCUUUUUUCCCAGAUAACCGCCGAAAAGACCAAACCUCACCUCGGCAAGAUCCUCAGCGUGCCCAGAGUGUCUGGCAAAAGAGACCUCGAAAGCGAAACCACAUACGUGAAGAUGUCUGACGAAAUGAGCCGUCCCGAGCCGCUCCUGAAGCUCGAGUUCAUGAGGUUGCUGGCCAUCCUCUCGAAAUCUUCAGACCUCCAAGAACGUCUUGCCAAAGACGAUACCCAAGAGUACUACAAGAACAAACAAGAGCUUCGUGCUCUCGACAACUGCCAGAUUGCUGUUGCCGUCAACCACAUCACCAGGGGCAACAACCUCGGUCCCGAGGUAUAUGCCAUUUCCACUCGUUAA